This is a messenger RNA of Vigna unguiculata (cowpea), 1633 nucleotides long. Its product is annotated as soyasaponin III rhamnosyltransferase pseudogene. NCBI's taxonomy places the organism in Eukaryota, Viridiplantae, Streptophyta, Magnoliopsida, Fabales, Fabaceae. The record is from RefSeq and is a predicted model, not a curated record.
CAGCUACCGGUGUGGUUAUAUAAUCGUAAUCAAAGCACAUUCUGUCUUCUUAACACUACCACAAAUACAACUGAAAACGCAGAUAUCAUGGAUUCCGGCAAUGGCAAAACUGAUAAGCCUGUUCACGUUGCGAUGCUCCCAUGGCUUGCCAUGGGUCACAUAUACCCAUUUUUUGAGCUGGCCAAGAUUCUUGCUGAAAAGGGUCACCGUGUCACCUUCAUAAACAGCCCCAAGAACAUUGACCGCAUUCCCAAAGCUCCCAAAACCUUACAACCAUUAAUUACAUUGGUGAGGAUACCCUUGCCACCCACACAGCAUCUUCAAGAAGGUGCAGAGAGCAGCAUGGACAUUCCCCACACAAAGGUAUGCUUCCUUAAGAAGGCUUUUGAUGGCCUCCGAGAACCUGUAGCGGACCUCAUCAAAACCUCAAAGCCUGAUUGGAUUCUCUACGACUUUGCAGCCUCUUGGGUUCCCGAAAUAGCGAGGAGCCUCAACAUCCUUUGCGCAUAUUACAACAUCGUCCCAGCCUGGAACAUAUGCUUACUUACUCCACCCAAGAAUCAAAUCAAAUCAAAUCAACAAAGGUGUGGCCCUCCCAAGCGGCUUCAUCUCAGGCCUUACGAGUUGAUGAGGGCAUACGCAGGUGCCAAGGAUGAGGAAACAGGAGAAAGGCUUUCCGUUGAUUUCGACAAGACGUAUUCCAGUUGUGACUUGUUUCUUGUCAGAAGCUCCAGAGAGCUUGAGGGAGAAUGGUUAGAUUAUCUUGCUGCUACCUACAAGGUCCCUGUGGUUCCAGUGGGGUUGCUUCCACCAUCCAUGCAGAUAAGAGAUGUUGAAGAGGAAGAUAAAAACCCUGACUGGCUCACAAUCAAGGACUGGUUGGAUACACAAGAGUCUUCUUCAGUGGUGUACGUUGGAUUUGGGAGCGAGUUGAAGCUGAGUCAGGAAGACCUCAGUGAGUUAGCCAAUGGCAUUGAGCUUUCUGGGUUGCCUUUCUUUUGGGCUCUGAAGAACCUGAAAGAAGGGGUACUCGAGUUGCCGGAAGGGUUUGAGGAGAGAACGAAGGAUCGUGGGAUUGUUUGGAAGAGUUGGGCUCCGCAGCUUAAGAUCUUGGCUCACGGGGCAAUUGGGGGAUGCAUGAGCCAUUGUGGUGCUGGUUCGGUGAUCGAGAAACUUCAUUUUGGGCAUGUGCUUGUGACCCUCCCUUAUUUGCUUGACCAAGCCCUGUUUUCGAGGGUGGUAGAGGAAAAGAAAGUGGGUAUUGAAGUGCCAAGGAGCGAGAAAGAUGGGUCCUUUACUAGGGACUCUGUGGCCAAGACAUUGAGGUUUGCAAUUGUGGAGGAAGAGGGAAUUAGUUUAAGGAAGAACGCAAAGGAGAUGGGCAAGGUUUUCAGUUCGGAAGAACUUCAUAAUCAAUACAUUGAAGGUUUCAUUGCUGCACUUCAUGAGUGUAGGAUUUCUUCCAUCAGUUAAGCCAUGUUUUGCCUUCCAUUUUCAUAAUUUUGUCUUCUACUAUGUUAUUUGUCUCGUGUAAUAAGGAAGGAGUAAAUGAAUCUGUAUCACUCACUCAUGGACUAAGAAAGCUAUUUGUACCCAUGUAUUCCAUCUUCCAUAAUGAUUCAAAAUACUAUUA